Molecule: messenger RNA, 4223 nt
Organism: Branchiostoma floridae (Florida lancelet)
Lineage: Eukaryota; Metazoa; Chordata; Leptocardii; Amphioxiformes; Branchiostomatidae
Product: NUAK family SNF1-like kinase 1
Exons: 7
Coding region: 352-2052 (566 amino acids)
Biological process (GO): microtubule cytoskeleton organization; protein phosphorylation; intracellular signal transduction
Cellular component (GO): cytoplasm
Molecular function (GO): ATP binding; protein serine/threonine kinase activity; tau-protein kinase activity
Source: RefSeq, a predicted model, not a curated record
CCGGUCGGACAGUGACGUUACCCGUGCCUGAAAUAGCGCCGGGCCGGGACAACACGAGCAGACGGGACAGAGACACUGGGCAGGGCGGACAGGCAAGGCAACCGCCGUGAUUCACUGUGUUUUGGGCCGACUGGGAAGCUUCCUUCAACACAGGAUACCGUUAAAAUCUGGACUGACGUUAUCGGAGAGGUAGUACAGCGCCCAGAGAGCCAGGGAGACCAUGUCGCAAUUUGGGGCACGCCGCUAUCGAUUUUAACCACGAGAGAAAUUCUGUUGUUUCGUAGUCAGACGGCGGUGUGUGGCGACUGUCAAGGUUUUGGUGCACAAUCUACAUAUUUUUCUGGGACAGCCAUGGAUACGGUGACUUCCGCGAGUACCGGACACCGGCACAACCUGAAGCAGAGGUUCUCGGUGUUACAGAACCUGGGACAGGGAACGUACGGGAAGGUCAAGCUGGCCGAGGAGAAGAAGAAGGGGAAGAAGGUUGCCAUCAAGACCAUCCGCAAAGACAAGGUCCGAGACAGCCAGGACAUGGCACGGAUCCGGAGAGAGAUAGAGAUCAUGAUGUCGCUCAAGCAUCCGCAUAUUGUGGAGAUAUUGGAAGUGUUUGAGAACAAGGAGAAGAUAGUGCUAGUGAUGGAGUUUGCAUCAGGAGGGGAGCUGUAUGAUUACAUUAGUGAACGACAGAGACUGACAGAGACGGAAGCUCGCAGAAUUUUCCGGCAAAUUGUCUCAGCUGUCAACUACUGUCACAAGAAUGGUGUGGUUCAUCGUGACCUGAAACUGGAGAACCUCCUACUUGACCAGCAGAACAGAGUCAAGAUUGCAGACUUCGGCCUGUCCAACAUGUACAGCCAUGACAAGUUACUGAAGACAUUCUGUGGCAGUCCGCUCUACGCUUCCCCCGAAAUCGUCAACGGCAAGCCAUACCAUGGUCCUGAGGUGGACUGCUGGAGUCUGGGUGUAGUGCUGUAUGCCCUGGUGUAUGGGACCAUGCCGUUUGAUGGUAGUGACUUCGGCUCCCUGACCCAGCAGAUCUCCAGAGCACAGUACUUUGAGCCAUCCCAACCCUCAGAUGCUGCAGGGCUGAUCCGCUGGUGUUUAACGGUGAACCCGAAGCGGAGAGCCACCAUUGAUGACAUCAGGCACCACUGGUGGGUGUGUGCAGAGUAUGAGGAGGAGAAGCCCAUGAAGAUGAGUUCCCCCAUCAGCCAGUCCCUCCCUAACUCCAACUGGAUCGAGGAGGCCAGGCAGGACUUCAACGUCAGCCUCAAGCUGUCCGAGCAGCCGUGGAGAAACAACCACGCGGCUCCCGAGAAAACCACCAUCCAAAAGUGCAAUGACCUUCAUGUCAACGUCAAGAACAUGAAGUCUCGGAUCCCCCGGCCCGUCAGGACUGUGUUGCCGCCCCAGCCAAAGAAGGGGAUCCUGAAGAACCCAGGAACCGACUCUCCCACCUUGUCUGUGAAGUCUACCCCGGGGAGUAAACCUCGGAGUCUGGCCACCCCAGCUCGCAAGGCGCUGAGGAAGAACCGUGAGUCGGGAUACUACUCCUCACCUGAGAGGAGCGAGUCAGCAGACGGGCUCCAGAAGGGCAAGAAGCCAACUCUAGCCCAGAACAAAAACGGUGCGAAACCGAAGGGAAUUCUGAAAAAGAACGGAAAGUACUCCAGUGCCCCCAACACCGGGGAGUGUAGUAAGGUUACAGACGUUGCAAACAGGCCUGCGAGCGCGGAAGGUUGUUUAUCGGACAAGAGCGGGACAGAUAAGGAUAACAGGCCCUCCAGUACGUACAGUGAAGAGAGUUUGUUGUCAGAUGAGUCGUUCGACAUUCUCAGUCCAGGUUCAGGUCCGCCGUCCUCAGAAACCCUGGACAUGGAUGAUGAUGGGGAGGAUAACACGUGGAGGCUGUGUCAGGACGAGUUUGAAUUCCACAGCCCCAGACAGGACUCCCCUCUGAGGAAAAACAACAGUCGCUUUGGCCACGAGCUCGAGGAACUCUACCAGCAAGCAUUGGACAUAUGUAAGACGAUAGGUGACAAACCAAAAUGAUUCUCGCCUACUCGACAAGACAUAGAGAUUUGUGGAAAAUGGUGGACAGAAUUUGGUUGUCUAAAAUCGGUUAAAGUGUCUUAAAAAUGUGCAACCUAAGCGGUGACAGCCCUUAAGAUUGUGGCUGACCAGCUUAUUGUGAUUGAAACAAGAAGUUACUUCACUAAACAUGACAUUUAUGACAUUGAUUCUCUACCAUUUGUGCAGGUUGCUUUGUUGAAUGACCUUGCCAUACUUGAACUAAGAUAGGUUUUGUACAUGACAUACAUACCCAUGACAUUAAUGUCCAUACUGACAUGUAGUUAAACAUCUUGCUUCCAAGAAGUACCAGAAAUCUAACAGUUUAGAAUUCUGACCUGUCACACAUAAAUAGUUAGCUUUAUCAGACCUACAUGUACCUGUACAAAAUAUGCUUUCAGAAAGAAGGGGAGGAUGUCAUGAUAUAUGGACAUAAUAAGAUUAUUUUUAAGAAAUGACGACUUAGUCCCUAACAGUUACAUGUGUACCUCUCAACUCGGUCAGCUUUGGUAAAAUUGCUUAGAUAUGUAAUGGAACCAGUUGGAACACAAACAUGCAGAUACCUCAAAGAGUGACCUACAAUUUCAAAGCUUUCAGUGAUCGCUAGUAUGAGAAAUUCUACUGGAGUAAGGGUAUCUAAGUAGGGGAUGGCCUCCUACUUUCUUCCUGGACUAGAUAAUGAAUCACGUCUAUCAUCGUGGUUAAUACUAAUUUGAUUAGCUUUUGUCUAAUGUAAUUUGUUGCCUUCCAUAAACUUAUUUGUGUGCAAAUGUGGGCAGUGUGUCAUGCCACAGUGCUAAGUUGUCAAAAUCUUCCUAAUUGUGAGAAACGGAGCAUUAGAUGCCCCAAAUUCAGUUGCAAAUGAUGUUCUUUUCAAUGUUUUUUUGUCAAUACUUAUGUUGAAAAGAUGUCUACAGUUUCAGCUGUUUAUUCGUACAGAGAAUUCUGUAUUAUGAAGAUCCUAAAGUUAUGAAACAUUUAUUUAAGAUUUCAUUCCAGGUUUAUAUGUUGACUUUCUGGUUAUAAACCAAGAGAGUGAACAUGACAGUUGCAUUGUGUUUGUCUUGUAGGAAAUCAAGUCAGGCAGAACAAGUGCUAAAUUGAUCUUUUUUCCUGUAAAAAAAGUGGAAACUGAAAAGGCAUCCUUCAGUGCAGUGGUACUCCAAAAAGUUCUAAUGUCUACUUUUGCCAUCUUUACAACACAGUCACAGAUUUAUAAAAGGUAGUCUUUAUGAUGCUUUAUAUUGUUGAUUUCACCACAUUGCAGGGAUGUGAGGUGAAGGUGUGAACAGUUCACUUGCUAUUAGCCACCAAAACAUACCAGUCUGUCAGUAUGUUUGACUGUCAGCAUGUGCCCAAACAUUCCUGACUGGCUAUUUCCUGUGUAAGAGUCAUCUGUCAGUCAUCCAGGUCAGAGGUCAGCUUCCAGAUGGAACACCAGUGGAGAUCUGUUUCUGGCAGGGAGCUGCAGCUGACUCUUGUUCUGAUUUUGGUCGGGCAACUCACCAACAUUGUUGGAGUCAUACAUGUAACAUACCAUACCGGGUUUUGUGUGGUGACAUCACAAAGCUAUCUCCAGUUUUUAGACAUUGUUCAUCACAUGACUGUCUCCAUCUCUACAUUUUUAUCGGUCCCUACCCCAUGUUGUUAAUUUUUGUUGUUAACUCUGUCAUUUUGUGCUUGCAAAAACAAAUCGUCAUCCAUUUCAUGUCCUGAAGUUCACAUUUUGGACAGAAUGGUGGAAUUUUUUGCCUCUCAUGACAAGUAAAUUUCCGUCCCAGGAAAGGGGGACGGGUCCUGGAGACAGUCCUUGUUUAUCGACAAUGAAACUACGGUACCCUGCAAUCUGCUUGACUUUUCAGUUGUAGAGCUGUGACGACUGUGAAACUACGAAAAUUCGUAUUUAUGUUUUCAAAUGAACCAUGGUUUACAUUGUGCUUAUUAUUUAUAUUGGAGAUGUUAAUGAUUGUUAAGAUUUAAAGGGCAUGUUUCCUCUUCAGAAGAGGUGAAACUGUGACCUGCAAUUUGUGCUUGUUUAUUUGUUCUGCUAAGAAUGUGUAAGAUAUACUUGUGUUGCAGAAAUUAUACACCUAACAUUCCCAGGCAAAGGCUUCUGGCUAUUCACAAAUAAACAGAAUGGUUCUGUUGAACAC